This is a messenger RNA of Rhineura floridana, 4151 nucleotides long. RefSeq names its product zinc finger protein OZF-like. The record is from RefSeq and is a predicted model, not a curated record. Bases 427 to 2085 code for a protein of 552 amino acids. Gene Ontology annotation, molecular function: RNA polymerase II cis-regulatory region sequence-specific DNA binding; DNA-binding transcription factor activity, RNA polymerase II-specific. NCBI's taxonomy places the organism in Eukaryota, Metazoa, Chordata, Lepidosauria, Squamata, Rhineuridae. The transcript is spliced from 6 exons. Gene Ontology annotation, biological process: regulation of transcription by RNA polymerase II.
AAUGCUGUGCUGCUUUUGCGAGCCAACGCGGGAGGGAGAGACCCUUUUGCAUAGAUGCCCUCCUCUGUGCCCUGCGCCCAUCAGAAGCUCUGGACCAGGUGGGACGCAGUGGCAUCUCGUAGAGGACACCCUCCCCUUUCCUGGACUGUAUGAUUUGCCUUGGCCCAGAGCAGAUUUUGGGUUGACUAUGACUUAUGGCGACCCUAUGAAUCAGUGACCUCCAAGAGCAUCUGUUAUGAACCAAGUGACUUAUAGGUAAUAACAAUUGAAAGUGAAAAUGGAAAUGGACUGUCUUCAAGUCAAUUCCGACUUAUGGCGACCUUAUGAAUGGGGUUUUCAUGACACUUGAAAGCUGCUCCUGACUCGAAGGUGCAUUGUGGCCGUGGCUACGAGAUCCCCAGAUCCAACUCCCCAGCUGGCAGCGCAAUGGCCUUAGAGGGACUGUCUGGACUGCCCCUUCUCUGGGGUGGGGUGGAAAGAGCUGCCGGGCAGCCCCCUCAGGGUCCGGUGACCUUUGAGGAGGUGGCUGUGCAUUUCACGGAGGAGGAGUGGGCUCUUCUGGAUUCUGGCCAAAGGGCUCUGCACAGGGAAGUCACGGAGGAGAUAUACAACAUGGUGGCCUCUCUCGAAUCGGACCUCAAUUCCUGUUGGGAAGAAGGAGAAGAUCUGCUUAUCCAGGACCCCGAAGAAGAAGUGGCUUCAUCAGCAGCAGAUGAUGGGCAGAAGAAGGAGAAUUACAGGGAAUCACAGAUGAUGCCAUUGGUAACAACCAAGCGUGAAGCACAGAAUGAGACGUUUGGAAAUCACAGAGGACCGAAAAAGUGUAAAAGAAACCAGUCAAAGAAUAAGAAGAAAUCCUCUACUUCUAAGACUUUGCAUCAGAGAACCCACACAGAGGAGAAACCAUUUAAGUGCAUGGAGUGUGGAAAAAGCUUUCGUCAGAGCGGUCACCUUACUUUACAUAAAAGAACCCACACAGGGGAGAAGCCAUAUAAAUGCAGAGAGUGUGGAAAGAGCUUCAGUCGAAAGGAUUCACUUGCUGUACAUGAAAGAACCCACACAGCGGAGAAACCCUUUAAAUGCAUCGAGUGUGGAAAGAGCUUCAGUCAGAGCAGUCACCUUACUUUACAUGAAAGAACACACACAGGGGAGAAACCAUAUAAAUGCAUGGAAUGUGGGAAGAACUUCAGUCGAAAGGAUUCCCUUACUUCACAUCAAAGAACCCAUGCAGGGGAGAAACCCUUUAAAUGCAUUGAAUAUGGAAAGAGCUUCAGUCGAAAGGAUUCCCUUACUUCACAUCAAAGAACCCAUGCAGGGGAGAAACCCUUUAAAUGCAUCGAGUGUGGAAAGAGCUUCAGUCGGAAUGAUUCCCUUACUUCACAUCAAAGAAUCCACAUGGAGGAGAAACCGUAUGAAUGCAUGGAGUGUGGGAAAUGCUUCAGUAACAGAAGUAACUUAACUUCACAUCAACGAGCACAUACAGGGAAGAACAGAUUUGAAUGCAAGGAAUGUGGAAAGAGCUUCAGUGCGAGCAGUAAACUUAAGGUGCAUCACAGAAUACACACAGGGGAAAAACCAUUUAAAUGCACAGACUGUGGAAAGAGUUUUAGAAUGAGCAGUCAUAUUACCGUACAUCUACGAACACACACGGGGGAGAAACCAUUUAAAUGUAUGGAAUGUGGAAAGAGUUUUAGUGAGAGCGGUAACCUUACUUUACAUUGCCGAACGCACACUGGGGAGAAACCAUUUAAAUGCAGGGAGUGUGGAAAGGGUUUUAUUCGCAAUGAUCUUUUAACUUUACAUCAAAUAACCCACACAGGGGAGAAACCCUUUAAAUGCAGGGAGUGUGGAAAGAGCUUCAUUGCGAAAUGUAGCUUCACUGAACAUCAACGAACUCACACAGAGGAGAAACCUUUUCAGUGCAUGGAGUGUGGAAAGAACUUCAGUGCUAACGGUGCCCUCUCUAGACAUCAACGAGAACACACAGGGGAGAAACCAUAUAAAUGCAUGGAGUGUGGAAAGAGCUUCAGUGAUAGCAGUAAACUUAAUGCACAUCAUACAACUCACAUGGGAAAAACCAUUUAAAUGCAUGCAGUAAGAAUCAUCACCUUGGUUAACAUGAAAGAAUGCAUGCAGGAGAGAAACUAAAUUAAUGGAAUGCAGAAUAACAUCAGUGUGAGCCUUACUCUAUGUCUUUAAAGUGGAGGACUGGUGGAAUCUAGGUGACUAACGUAGAAUUUAGCAAUGUUAAGUAUGUAGUUAAUGUUAAUGUUAUGUGCCUUCAAGUCCAUCUCAACUUAUGGCAACCCUAUGAAUCAGUGUGCUCCAGUAGCAUAUGUUGUUAACCACGCUGUUCAGAUCCUUAAGAUCAGGUUUGUGGUUUCCUUUAUGGAGUCAAUCCAUGUUUUGUUUGGCCUUCCUCUUUUUCUACUUCCUUCUGUUUUUCACAGCAUUAUUCUUUUCUAGUGAAUCAUGUCUUCUCAUUAUGUGUCCAAAAUAUGAUAACUUCAGUGUCAUCAUUUUAGCUUCUAGAGAUAGUUCUGGUUUUAUUUGUUCAAACACCCAUUUAUUUGUCUUUUUCUAGGUCCAUGGUAUCCACAAAGCUCUCCUCCAGCAGCACAUUUCAAAUGAAUUGAUUUUUCUCUUAUCCACUUUUUCCACUGUCCACCUUUCACCAACUUUUUGGUUAAUGACUGUGCCAAAGUAUUGCUAAUCCUUGACAAGUUUAAUGUCCUCAUUGUCAACUUUAAAGUUACAUACAUCUUCUGUUGUCAUUACUUUAGUCUUCUUGAUGUUUAGCUGUAGUCCUGCUUUUGUGCUUUCCUCUUUAACUUUCAUCAGCAUUCGUUUCAAGUCAUGUAAUGACAACAGAAGAAAAUUUAUGUAACUUUAAGGUUGACGAUGAGGACAUUGAACUUGUCAAGGUUUAUCAAUACCUUGGCACAAUUAUUAACCAAAAUGGAGACAAUAGUCAAGAAAUUAGAAGAAGGCUAGGACUGGGGAGGAUAGCUGUGAGAGAACUAGAAAAGGUCCUCAAAUGCAAAGAUGUAUCACUGAACACUAAAGUCAGGAUCAUUCAAACCAUGGUAUUCCCGAUCUCUAUGUAUGGAUGUGAAAGUUGGACAGUGAAAAAAGCGGGUAAGAGAAAAAUCAACGCAUUUGAAAUGUGGUGUUGGAGGAGAGCUUUGCACAUACCUUGGACACACCCGGGGAGAAACCAUUUAAAAGCAUGGAAUGUGGAAAGAGCUUCAGUGUGAGUAGCGCACUUAAUGUACAUCACAGAAUACACACGGGGGAGAAACCAUUGAGAUGUGAUGUGGCAUAGGCCGCCAUUAGAGCAAGGCCUGGCGCACUCGUCCGCCCAUGGAGCUGUUGUCACAUACUGCUGUUACCAAUAGAAGGCCUGACCUAACUGCCCCUGAGGAGUUAGGGUGUAGAUCUGCUCUAGUGAAGCGCUUCACUGACUAAACAACCUUAAAGCAGGCUUUUGCUUCUUCAUGGAGUCUCCCACAAAACAGAAGCCAUUGUAAAUUCCACAACAGAUAUAUGGUGUGUGGAAAGCGUUUCAGUGAGAAUCGUCACCUUACUUUAUAUGAAAGAAUGCAGCCAGGGGAGAAACUGUAAAUGAAUGGAAUAUGGAAUGACCUUCAGUGUGGGCCUUACUCUACAUCUUUAAAGUAGAGGAGUGGUGGGAUUUCGGUGGACCAAUGUAGUAUUUAGCAAUGUUAAGUAUGUAGUUAAUUUUAAUCGUACAGGCUAUCAAAGAUUAAAGCCCUAUACAGCUUUGGGCCAAGAUACCUAGAAGAUCAUCGCACCUCUUAUGUAUCCAACUAAUCACUGCAACUCCCUCCUUUACAUAUCAGAUAUCUUCUGUCUCUGUUUUCUUUUGGGCAUCAACUGAAGACCUUCCUUCCCCCCCCCCAACCAAACUUUUAAAUGGAGAUCUUUAUCCCUGUUUGUAUUUGUAUUGGAUUUUAAAAUACUUUUAAUCAUUUUGAUGUAUGAAAUGGUUUUGUUGGUGUUUUGGGGAAGCAAUUAAUAAAUGGAAAUAAAAAAGUAAUGCUAAUCCUAUGUAAUGGCCACUUUACCAGGUGCUUUCAUAUCAUUUAGUAUACUUUUAACUGUUGAUGUUAUUCAUUUUCCUUUUUAAA